GACGUUUUGCCUUGCUUACUUGCCCGAUCCCGAUAGUCUGCUGUCUGUCCUGUCAAUCUUUCGUUUACCAGAAAUUCUGAGAUACCUGUGGUGUUUUUUAAAAUUGUAUACACAAACCUUUGUAAUAUAUUUGGGAGCAACGCAAUUUGUGACUGUAUAGAACACUAAUGGCAUUCAAACGUGAUAAAAAAGAGGAGGAGGAUGGUGGGGGAAAUCCGUUUCAAAACCUUGAUAAAACUAGCGUUCUUCAAGAAGCAAGAACAUUCAAUGACACUCCUGUAAAUCCAAGAAAAUGUACACACAUCCUUACUAAAAUUCUGUACCUACUAAAUCAGGGAGAACAACUGGGCUCCACCGAGGCGACAGAGGUUUUCUUUGCUAUGACAAAGCUGUUUCAGUCACGGGACGUUGUGUUGCGACGGAUGGUCUACCUCGGUAUCAAGGAACUGUCGUCUCUGGCAGAGGAUGUGAUCAUCGUCACUUCCAGUCUGACCAAGGACAUGACGGGACAAGAAGAUCUUUACAGAGCAGCGGCUAUUAGAGCCCUUUGUAGCAUCACUGAUUCCACGAUGCUGCAGACGAUAGAGAGGUACAUGAAGCAGGCUAUAGUGGAGCGUAACUGUGCAGUCAGCAGUGCGGCGCUGGUCAGCAGUCUGCAUCUCACACGUGUGGCCAACGACGUGGUCAAGCGAUGGGUCAACGAGGCUCAGGAGGCUGUCAACUCAGACAACAUGAUGGUGCAAUACCACGGGCUGGGUGUUCUCUACCACAUACGCAAGACUGACCGCCUCGCUGUCACAAAACUGGUGGCCAAGUUGACCAGAAUGUCUCUUAAGAGUCCUUUCGCUGUCUGUAUGCUGAUCCGUAUCGUCUGCAAACUGUUGGAGGAGGAAGGCGGUGAGUUUGCUGACUCUCCGCUGUUUGAAUUUGUCGAGUCAUGCUUGAGACACAAGUCGGAGACUGUGAUCUACGAGGCUGCCCAUGCCAUUGUCAAUCUGAAGCAGACGACGCAGCGAGAGCUGGCUCCAGCUGUCAGUGUGUUACAGCUGUUCUGCAGCUCGCCCAAGCCUACCCUGCGCUUUGCAGCCGUACGCACUCUCAACCAGGUGGCAAUGUCACAUCCAGCCGCAGUGACAGCCUGUAACCUAGACCUGGAGAAUCUGAUCACAGACUCCAACCGAUCCAUCGCCACCCUGGCCAUCACCACCCUGCUCAAGACUGGGGCGGAGUCAUCCGUGGACAGACUCAUGAAGCAGAUAGCCUCCUUUGUGUCGGAGAUUAGUGACGAGUUCAAGAUUGUUGUUAUACAGGCAAUACGAGCGCUGUGUCUCAAGUUUCCCCGCAAACACUCAGUUUUGAUGAACUUUCUGUCAGCCAUGUUGCGAGAUGAGGGAGGUUUGGAAUACAAAGCCUCCAUAGCAGACACUGUCAUCACUAUCAUAGAAGAGAACCCUGAUGCCAAGGAAACUGGCCUGGCACACUUGUGUGAGUUUAUCGAGGACUGUGAACACACCAGUCUGGCAGUGCGGAUAUUACAUCUCCUAGGCAAGGAAGGCCCUCGCACUAGACAGCCUUCCAGGUACAUCAGGUAUAUUUACAAUCGAGUUAUCCUGGAGAAUGCAGUAGUCAGAGCGGCUGCUGUGUCUGCGAUGGCUCAGUUCGGUGCUGCUUGUCCUCCUCUAUUGGAUAAUGUUCAGGUGUUGUUGGCCAGAUGUCAGAUGGACACUGAUGACGAGGUGAGAGACAGAGCCACAUACUACCACAGCAUACUGCAGACAGGGGACAAACAACUGAUCAACCAAUACAUUCUGGAGCCUCUGCAGGUGUCGCUGCCCAGCCUUGAACGUUGUCUGCACCAGUACACUUUACAUCCGAACCCAGAGCCCUUUGACAUAUCUACAGUCCCAGCGGCAGCAGUCAACCCUGUUGAAGAAAAGGCUCCCGCUGAGGGCAUCGUUACACCUGCCCCCAAAGUGCCCGUUCCGAGGGAGGAGUCGUUUGCUGAGAAGCUUGCGGCCGUGCCUGAGUUGGCUUCCAUUCCAGGACCUCUGUUCCACUCCUCUGAAGCUGUACAACUCACAGAGUCUGAGACAGAAUAUGUUGUCAAGUGCAUAAAACACAGUUUCCCGCACCAUCUUGUGUUGCAGUUUGAGUGUUUGAACACACUGAACGAAGUGCUACUAGAAAGAGUAAGAGUUCAGCUGGAGCCCAGUGAAGGCUAUCAGGUAGUCAAGGAAGUGGCCUGUCAGAAACUGGCGUACGGGGAGAAAGAGAGUGUUUAUGUUGUGCUGAAGUUCCCUUCACAGCUGUCUGCUUCCAUCGGAACUUUUGGUGCUACUCUCAAGUUCAUUGUAAAAGACUGUGAUCCAGCUACAGGUUUACCUGAUUGUGAAGAAGGCUAUGACGAUGAAUACAUGUUGGAGGACGUGGAAGUGACGCUGGCAGACCAGAUACAGAAGGUGUCCAAGGCCAACUGGGCGGCCGCGUGGGAGGAGGCUGGUGACCCAGCCAGUGGCUACACAGAGAUGGAGGACAUGUUUGCACUCACCAGCAUGAGUAGCAUCGAACAGGCGGUGAGCAACGUUGUCAGCUUUCUGGGACUGCAGCCUGCCGAGCGCAGCGAUCGAGUCCCACCGGGCAAGUCUUCACACACACUGUUCCUUGCAGGUGUUUUCCGAGGAGGCUAUCAAGUAUUAGUGAGAGCCAAGUUGGCACUAGGAGACGGAGUCACUAUGCAACUCACUGUCAGAUCCACUGAACCUCAGGUCGCGGAUCUGAUCACAUCCACCGUAGGAUAGAUGAAUAUCCCAUAGUUCUUUGUAUAAAUAAAAUAUAAGAUUAAACAUGUUAUAACUUAAA
Macrosteles quadrilineatus (aster leafhopper) is the source of this 2859-nucleotide messenger RNA. Its product is annotated as coatomer subunit gamma-like. Bases 168 to 2798 code for a protein of 876 amino acids. NCBI's taxonomy places the organism in Eukaryota, Metazoa, Arthropoda, Insecta, Hemiptera, Cicadellidae. Gene Ontology annotation, cellular component: endoplasmic reticulum; Golgi membrane; endoplasmic reticulum-Golgi intermediate compartment. The transcript is spliced from 17 exons. Gene Ontology annotation, molecular function: structural molecule activity. The record is from RefSeq and is a predicted model, not a curated record. Gene Ontology annotation, biological process: protein secretion; endoplasmic reticulum to Golgi vesicle-mediated transport; organelle transport along microtubule.